AGGGAAAAAACUGUCUUAAGUGUUUAAACAUGUUGGACCAUGCUUGCAUCCGUCCGCAGCGAUGUGGGUUUUUUUUCCUUGUCCCCUCCCUCUCUUCCCUUUUCUUUUUACCAAAGUAUAUUCAUCAAACUGCUGAGUUGGAAAGAUUCGUAAUGAGUUUUUGAGCUGUACGACUGUGUUUUUUUCCCUCUCCCCCCGCCCGCUCCCUCUUUCUAAAUCUUCAUCUGACAUUAAAUAAAGCAAAUCCCAAACAGAUUAACUGUCGCAUGGUUCUGCUCCGUCUCCUCAGUCUGUCUCCAGGUCUGGCGGGGGGCCUGGCGGCGGGAGAUGCCCGGGCGGCCCGCGGAGGUCGAUGUGGCGCUCUAGGUGGGAUGCCGGCAUCCUGAAGGCCGAGGCCCUGGCCCUCCUGCCCUGCGGCCUGGGCAUGGCGUUCUCGCAGUCCCACGUGAUGGCGCGGCGCCACCAGCACAGCCGGCUCCUCAUCGAGGUGGACGAGUACAGCGCCAACCCCACCCAGGCCUUCACCUUCUACAACAUCAACCAGGGCCGCUUCCAGCCAAUCUCCCACAGGGACGGCUACCAGCCGCCGCAUGUGCAGAUGGUGGACCCAGUGCCUCAUGACGCCCCCAAGCCGCCCGGGUACACCCGUUUCGUCUGUGUCUCCGACACCCACUCGAGGACGGACCCCAUCCAGAUGCCCUACGGUGAUGUGCUGAUCCACGCGGGGGACUUCACGGAGCUGGGGCUCCCGAGUGAGGUGAAGAAGUUCAACGAGUGGCUCGGCAGCCUGCCCUACGAGUACAAGAUCGUGAUCGCCGGCAACCACGAGCUGACCUUCGACCAGGAGUUCAUGGCCGACCUCAUCAAGCAGGACUUUUACUACUUCCCGUCUGUGUCGAAGCUGAAGCCGGAGAACUACGAGAACGUGCAGUCGCUGCUCACCAACUGCAUCUACCUGCAGGACUCGGAGGUCACCGUGCGGGGCUUCAGGAUCUAUGGCUCCCCGUGGCAGCCCUGGUUUUAUGGCUGGGGCUUCAACCUCCCGCGAGGCCAAGCCCUGCUUGAGAAAUGGAACCUCAUUCCUGAAGGCGUGGACGUCCUGGUAACCCAUGGACCGCCGCUGGGCUUCCUGGACUGGGUGCCCAAGAAGAUGCAGCGGGUGGGCUGCGUGGAGCUGCUUAACACAGUGCAGAGGCGCGUCCAGCCGCGGCUACACGUCUUCGGCCACAUCCAUGAAGGGUACGGUGUCAUGGCGGACGGGACGACCACCUAUGUGAAUGCGUCUGUGUGCACUGUGAACUACCAGCCUGUGAACCCACCCAUAGUCAUUGACCUCCCCACACCUCGGAACUCCUGACUGCUCCCCGCUGCCCCAGCCCUGCCCACCCACAUCAGCUACAGAUGCCUGGCCGAGAGCACGGACCCCAGCCACCCUUCUUCCAUGCAGGACAACCCAGACGACCAGUCUGGCUGCAGGGACUGGUGCAGGAGAUGGGCUGUGGCCUUGGAAUAAAGAAGACACCUUUGACUCUUCAUCUCUGCCACCUGGAUUGGGCCCUGCACAUCCCCAUCUGGGGCCCCGAACCCAUUGCCGUUGUGACAUCCCACGUGUACCUCCUUGAAGGACUGCAAGCUUGCGGGCCCGCCUUGCUUGGGCAGUGGCCAAGUCUCCAUCCUUAACAACUGGACCCCUUUCUGGUUUGAGAAGCCACUGCCACUGGUCGGGUGUUAGAAGUUCUCACACAAAGUCUCUUUCUACUCAGGGGUCUGGGUGGCCGCCAGCCCCAGGGUUAGGAGGUGGGUGGGAGGAUUUGUGCCCCGGGCACAGACAGCCCUUCUUGUCUGCCCAGGCUAGAGGCCCUCUGAGGGAGUGAUCAGGACAUCUCAGGAAUUCGGGCCACCCCAGCCAGGCCCACAAGUGGUUCACCUUGUGUUGUCCCCUUCUCUUCCUGUGUGUGUUUUCACUGACUUAAACAUGGCCUGGGUGUCCCAAGCUUUCACCUGGAGCCAGGAUUUGGGGGUUGGUUCGACAGCUAGUGGCUCCCAGUCAGGGGGCCACCCUUGGUCCCACAGGGACUGUGCUUCUCUGUGAAGCUCAACACCUAAGGUCUGCAGGCUGAGGCUGUGGCACCCUAUUGUGUGCACACCCACAGGUGUGCAUGUGCGUGCAAACCCACAGACACACACAGCCCCCUCUUAACGAAGUGACCCUGUGUUUCUCUGAUUGUUCUGUUCCUGGUUUGGUUUCCCGGGCACCACCAGGAUUUUAUCUGGCACACCAGCAGCCUAAGGAGCCCGAAGGGUUCAAAUCCUGGUGGUCCUGGCACCAGCUGGCCCCAUGAGCAAGAGAGUGGCCUGGGCUCGGAGUUCCACCAUGGGAGCUUCUUUUCCUUCUUUGAAUUAGGGCUGGUGGUGGAAGCUGGAUCUGGGCAGUGUCGCUGAGGGAAAAGGAUACAGCCGGGCCUGGCCUGGGUGAGGCGGUACAGAGUCAGAUCGUCUUUAUUUAAAAUGUUGCUCAUUUGUUCAUUAUGGAUUUUUUUUUUUUAUAAUCAUUUUGGUAUUUAACAACGUCACCUUCCAAUAGCAUUAUUUGUCCUGGUCACCCCUUCACUUUGUACACGGGGAGGAGGACUUCACUUCCUCACCAGGGAACUGACCGCCACUGAGCUCUUUUGCAGAUAAAAUCUCAUUUCAUCCUCAGAUGGUCCUGCAAGGUAGGUGCUGUUGUCCCCAUUUUAGAGGUGAGGAGACGGAGGCAGAGAAGCGAGGUUUCUUGCCUGUGGAUGCACAGCACAAAGGAGGCAGAGUCAGGCUUCGAACCUCUGUCUCUGGCUUUGCAGCCCUCCCUCCGCCACUACCCAAAGUCCUGUCCCUAUAAAGCAAUGCAUGGUCUAAGGCUCUGGUUUCAUUUCCCCCUAAGAGUCCUGUUCAAAACCGGGGCUGCUGGGCCAUGGAGAGCCCGUGGACCUCCGCGGGGUCCUGAGUGCUGAGCGGCCUCCCGCACCCCGGGAGGCCAAUGUGUCCCUGUGUGUGACAGAGCUGGUUCACGUGGGAGAGGCGG
Tupaia belangeri chinensis (Chinese tree shrew) is the source of this 3061-nucleotide messenger RNA. RefSeq names its product metallophosphoesterase domain containing 1 (gene MPPED1). Gene Ontology annotation, molecular function: hydrolase activity. Lineage: Eukaryota; Metazoa; Chordata; Mammalia; Scandentia; Tupaiidae. The coding region runs from base 353 to 1357 and encodes 334 amino acids. The record is from RefSeq and is a predicted model, not a curated record. The transcript has 6 exons.